Molecule: messenger RNA, 321 nt
Organism: Fusarium redolens
Lineage: Eukaryota; Fungi; Ascomycota; Sordariomycetes; Hypocreales; Nectriaceae
Exons: 2
Coding region: 1-321 (106 amino acids)
Source: RefSeq, a predicted model, not a curated record
AUGUCCGGCCAAAUCACCCGUGUCACCCUCUUCAAGGUCCCCAAAGAAGAAGAUCAGCAACACCUCGUGGACCUGUACAAGGCAAUGCCCCAGAAAGCCACAAAGGACGGAAAGCCAUAUAUCGUCUCUGUUCAAGCUGGGAAGGCCAAGGCAGAUCAACGAGCCCAAGGCUUCACAAUCGUGGCUAUCUCAACGUUCGCAUCACAGGAGGAUUUCAACUAUUACGAUACUCAAUGUGCUGCCCACCUUGAGCUGAGGACUUUUGCAAAGGGUGUUAAUGAGGGCUUUGCGAUGAUUUACUUUGAGAACGAGGUUGUAUAG